CCCAAGGGCAGCUGGAGGCAGUUGGGGAGCCUGGGCCCUGCGAGUUUAGCCAUGGUGCUCAACCUCCUCUCCCCGAACUUGUCCCGCCUGGGCCUGUGGGCUUCAGUAGUGAUCCUGAUAGUAAGCAUCCUCAAGCUCUUCAGCCUGCUGGUGCGGAGGCAGAAGCUGGCCAGGGCUCUGGACAGCUUCCCAGGGCCCCCUACACACUGGCUCUUUGGUCAUGCCCUUGAGAUACAGAAGUUGGGGAGCCUUGACAAGGUGGUAUCCUGGUCCCAAGAGUACCCCUAUGCCCAUCCACUCUGGCUUGGACAAUUCGUUGGUUUUCUGAACAUCUAUGAGCCUGACUAUGCCAAAGCUGUGUACAGCCGCGGAGACCCAAAAGCUCCAGAUGUUUAUGACUUCUUGCUCCAGUGGAUCGGGAAAGGCUUACUGGUUCUCGAUGGGCCCAAAUGGUUCCAGCACCGCAAGUUGCUCACACCUGGCUUCCACUAUGAUGUGCUGAAGCCCUACGUGGCCAUAUUUGCCGAGUCCACACAUCUCAUGCUGGACAAGUGGGAGAAAAAGGCUAGUGAAAAUAAGAGCUUUGACAUCUUCUGUGACGUAGGCCACAUGGCACUGGACACCCUCAUGAAGUGCACCUUUGGCAAAGGAGACAGCGGCCUAGGACACAGAGACAACAGCUACUAUACGGCAGUCAGUGAGCUCACACUGCUGGUGCAGCAGCGCAUUGAAUCCUUCCAGUACCACAAUGACUUCAUUUAUUGGCGCACUCCACAUGGCCGCCGCUUCCUGAAAGCCUGCCAGAUAGCCCAUGACCAUACAGAUCAGGUCAUCAAGCAGCGGAAGGCAGCCCUGCAGGAUGAGAAGGAGCAGAAAAAGAUCCAGCAGCGGAGACAUCUGGACUUCCUGGACAUUCUCCUGGGUGUUCGGGAUGAAAGUGGGCUCAAGAUGUCAGAUGCAGAUCUCAGGGCCGAAGUGGAUACAUUCAUGUUUGAAGGCCACGAUACCACCACUAGCGGUAUCUCUUGGUUUCUCUACUGCAUGGCCCUUUAUCCUGAGCACCAGCAGCGAUGUAGGGAGGAGAUCCGUGAGAUCCUAGGAGACAAGGACUCUUUCCAGUGGGAUGAUCUGGCCAAGAUGACCUACCUGACUAUGUGUAUGAAGGAGUGCUUCCGCCUUUACCCACCUGUGCCCCAGGUGUACCGCCAGCUCAACAAGCCAGUCACCUUUGUGGAUGGCCGCUCUCUGCCUGCAGGCAGCCUGAUCUCUAUGCACAUCUAUGCCCUCCACAGGAACAGUGCUGUGUGGCCUAACCCAGAGGUCUUUGACCCAUUGCGUUUUUCUCCUGAGAAUGUGUCAGGACGCCACCCCUUUGCCUACAUGCCUUUUUCUGCGGGACCCAGGAACUGCAUUGGGCAGCAGUUUGCCAUGAGCGAGAUGAAGGUGGUCACAGCCCUGUGUUUGCUGCGUUUUGAAUUCUCUCUGGAUCCCUCAAAGCUGCCCAUCAAACUUCCCCAGUUGGUCCUGCGCUCCAAAAAUGGCAUCCACCUCCACCUCAAGUCACUGGGCUCUGGGAAAUAGGUCUUUGGAGAUCACGGCUUGGACAGCACAGGCUGUGGCUUUUCUUGGGACGUUGUCCUCCUAGAUUGAGUGUGGAGUCAUCAUGGAUCCCAGCUUUUGGGGGCUUAAAGAUGUGAAAGCUCUGGGACCGACAGUCUCACGGAAGGCAGUCCCUUGGAAACACAUGUGUCUAAUGACUCAAUGCCUGAACUCUGGAGUUUAUUUCUUCACUCAACAAACAUUUGUUGAACAUUUGGCUGUCACAAAAAGCUUAAUUUCUUUCUCAUAACUGUAUGUCUUUCUAAAACAAACAAACAAAAAAAAUCAGAAUCAUACAUCCCAAGCCUUGAAAAAUCUUAGUGAAGACAAUGGCAGUGUUGUCUUGAGAUCUGUGGAGGAGGGAUGUGAAGGAGGGAUGGCUGGAUAGAAUGUGGCUCUUCAUUGAUGUGUAUGUCUUUAUCUGCUUCUGUGUGUGUUUGGAAUAUAAUGGAAAAAAAAGAAAAGUUGAUUCAACUGAAUCUGUACAAAAUAAAGAAUAAUUGUAAAAUCAAACUCCCACCACCAAAGUGACAGAACAGGAAUGGUGUCUUUGCUGGUUUGACGUCUUCCUUGGGACAUCUCUGUGGGACUCUUGUCAUUCCUAACAGUGGUGUUUCAGAGCACAGUCACACAGUGCUCUGGCCUUCACAGUAUUUCUAGGGAAGGUGCUUCAGUAGCAUUAAGGUGGAAUCCUGGGAAAAAGGGAACUCCUUUCUAUAAGGCAUAACUGUGCAAAGAACUUUUGGGGUGAAGGCCAGGGUGGGGCCCACGUGAUGAUUGAAUGUUUUUCCCUGGCAGUCCCUACAGCAGCAUCUUGAUGGCUAUUGGAACCUAUAUCUCUAGGGUUUAAGGUCUAAGGUCAGUAGGGGGUUCUACUCCAGGAAUUAGCUUCAUAGGGAAAGAAGGACACUAAAAUCUAGGAUCAUAGGCAGGAGCUAGGAAUUUUGUCCCUGAUACUUGGUGAAGUCUCUAGGGCAACUGUAUUCAAUGGGUGUGGAGGGUUUCUAAUGACACUUUUAAUUGGUUGGCUAAGAGCAUUGGAAACAUAGAUGUUCACAUUAUGAUUCAUAACAAUAGCAAAAUGACAGUUUAUGGUUGGGGGUCACAGCAACAUGAAGAACUCUAUUUAAGGGUUGUAGCAUUAGGAAGAUUGAGAACUACUGCUUUAGGGUGUCCUGGGUUAUGUGCCAUAUACUUUCUUACUAUCAAUCCUUUCCCAUUGAAAGAAGGCUACAUCUUGGCAAUCUGCCCCAGGACACUUGCUAAAUCCUAUCAAGCCACAUCAAGACACUCAAAGAUGAGAUGCAAAGGUUCUUGUAUACUGUGCCUGUUGGCU
Molecule: messenger RNA, 2935 nt
Organism: Chionomys nivalis (European snow vole)
Lineage: Eukaryota; Metazoa; Chordata; Mammalia; Rodentia; Cricetidae
Product: cytochrome P450 4B1
Exons: 12
Coding region: 52-1581 (509 amino acids)
Molecular function (GO): oxidoreductase activity, acting on paired donors, with incorporation or reduction of molecular oxygen; iron ion binding; monooxygenase activity
Source: RefSeq, a predicted model, not a curated record